Molecule: messenger RNA, 866 nt
Organism: Pelobates cultripes (western spadefoot toad)
Lineage: Eukaryota; Metazoa; Chordata; Amphibia; Anura; Pelobatidae
Source: the annotation of a GenBank genome assembly
AUGGAUGCUCCAAGUUCAGCGGUAUGUGCUCACCUACAGGAUCACUUGGCGCUCCUAUUUAAUUCCAUCAGAGCAUCAGGUAGGGUUGGUGUUCUUUUAUUUACAAUAAAUUCAGAAAAUAUACCAAAUUAAUAUCUUUGUCUUGUGAGUAAUGCAGUAUGUAUUGUGUGCCUGUUUUCCAAACAAGGAGGCUGGAAUAACAACCCAUCAGCAUGCCAGUUCCAGGCCAUCUUCCGCCGUCUGAUGGUUCAAUGUGGUGUCUCACCUGGGGAGACAGGCAAUGUGGCAGCCCAAUACAACACUGUGUCCCUGUCUGCUGUGGAGAUGUCCUCUGCUGAGACUGCUGAAGAGCACCCAUCUCCAUUCGCCAACAUUUCGGCCCUUGUGUGUGACCAUAAUUAUCUCCCUACUCGGUUUGGUGGAAAAUGCUCUUGUGUACGUAGCAGGGUUUGUAGUCUGGAAGAUUAUACGAAAACUGUCCUGUCAUGUGUGCCGUGCGAGCUUGGUCAGAGAUGCUGUACCAUCUUCCAGCCCUGAAAAAUGGCGGCCUACUGAUUCCAUCUCAAGGCACAGUGAAGGUUUGAUUUUAUCAUUUUUUUUUUUUUUUUUUAAAUCUUUGUAUAUUAAGGUUGCUUUGUUCUUUUUUCUAUGUUCUGUAAGCACUGUGUAAAGACCUAUAUUAAUAUGAUUUAUUAUUAUCAUCAAAGGUGCUGAGAGCUGCAGAGAGGGUGAUCCACCUUGCUUCACCAAUGCAGGCCUCUAAGGUGUCGGCUGUCACACACAUCGUCCUGGAGGAGAUUGGAACAGAGGAUGUUUUUCUGCUUGGGGAACACAUUGAGGAGACGAGGAGACACAGUUUGGCAUAG